GCAUGUUUUGGCUUGCAAACUUGGUUACACUUUAAUUUCUGUGCAAACAUAACCCUUUGCUUGCACCAUCGCUCUGUGCCUCUUCUCUGAUGAGCUGAGAUCGAUGUUGGACCGAGGUCAACAGGUGGAACAAGAAGGAUUCAUUUUGCAUGCCACAAAAGUGUGUGAAUUGCACUUUUUUAUUCGAAUACCAUUGAGCCGACUUCACUGACUGUGUUACAGCUUCCUGCAUAUAGCUAUGGACCGAAAAAUUAAUUGGCUGUUCCUUAUCCUGCUGUAUGGGGCUAUUGAAAGCAGUGAGGGAUGCUACUGUGACCGUUAUCCGUGGACCUCCUGGUCUAGCUGUUCAAAGAGCUGUAAUUAUGGGACUCAGAGUAGGCAUAGGCAAAUACAGGUGGAUGAGUACUAUCUCAAAAACUUCUGUGGGCAAAUUUGCUCCAAUCAGGAAUCCAGGGCCUGCAACCAACAGAUGUGUCCAAUCAAUUGUCAGCUUGGAGACUUUGGCUCUUGGUCUGAAUGUGACCCAUGUAUUAAGAAACAAUUCCGUACCAGAUCCCUGGUCCAACCUUCUCAGUUUGGGGGACAGCCCUGUAGCGGGCAACUGGCAGAGUCCCGGAGAUGCUACCCAACUAAACUUUGCAAAAUUGAGGAAGUCAACUGUGAGAAUAAAUUCCAGUGUGAUAAUGGUCGGUGCAUCAGCCGAAACUUGGAAUGCAAUGGAGAAAAUGACUGUGAGGACAAUUCAGAUGAAAGGAACUGCCGACGAGUACAGUCCUUGUGUAACAGAAGGCACGAGAGCAUUCCUGGGGCACAAUUAAUGGGGCAUGGAUUUAACCUUCUGGCAGGAGAGAAUCGAGGAGAAGUCCUCGGUAAUUCUUUCUAUGGGGGCAAAUGCACACUCAUCAGAAGCAAUGACACAAGGAAAAUAUUCCGUGUUCCUGCAAACUUGGAAACGAUAAGCUUUCAGGUAGAGAAUAAAGAAGAUGAGGUGGUGUCUGAUUUUUACAAAAGCUUACUCCCCCUAGAAUCUGAGACCUCUAGACACACAUCUCACUCCGGCUCUAGCAGAAGAUCUUCUGGAAUCCCAUUCCUAUUCUCCAAGAAAAAGAAAGUCAAGAUCACGUCCUCGUCCUCCUUCAAGGAAGCUGUGAAAGCUUCCUAUAAAAAGGACUCAAGUUUUAUCAGGGUCCAUCAGAUUAUUUCAGUGUUAAACUUCACUAUGAAAGAGUCCAACCUUCAGCUCUCAGGCGUGUUUCUAAAAGCCCUCAACAGUCUGCCACUAGAAUACAACUAUCCUCUCUACAGCCGGAUAUUUGAUGACUUUGGAACUCAUUAUUACACUUCUGGUUCCAUGGGAGGCACCUAUGAUCUCCUCUAUCAAUACAGCGCUGAAGAACUGAAAAAUUCAGGUUUGACACAAGAAGAAGCAAAUGAGUGUGUCCGGACCGAAACAACCAGGCGGAUCUUGUUCAAAAAGAAGAAGAAAGUGCAUACAAGAUGCACAAACAAUAAAAUGACAGCUCGCCAUGAAGGUUCAUUUCUGCAGUCUUCUGAAAAGUCGGUAUCAUUAGUAAAAGGUGGGAGAUCGGAAUAUGCUGCAGCACUUGCCUGGGAAAGAAAGGGAGCAUUGCCAGAACACAUUGCAUAUACCAAUUGGUUGGAAUCAACUAAGGAGAACCCAGUUGUCAUUGACUUCGAGUUGGGUUUAAUUGUGGAUUUGGUGAAGAACAUUCCGUGCGCAGCAACCAAACGACAUAACCUCAGAAGAGCUCUUAUUGAAUACAUGGAGCAAUUUGAUGCCUGCCGGUGCACUCCAUGCCCCAACAAUGGCCGUCCAGUGCUGUCAGGAACCGAGUGUCUCUGUGUGUGCCAACCUGGGACUUAUGGGGAUAACUGUGAGCUGCGAGCACCUGAUUACACAUCCACUGCUGUGGAUGGUUACUGGAGUUGCUGGUCUGCAUGGAGUGCCUGCGAUGCCUCCCAGAAAAGACGCAGGACCCGUGUGUGUAACAAUCCCUCUAAUCUAAAUGGGGGGAAACCUUGUGAAGGUCAACAAGAACAAGAGGAAGAGUGCUAUCCCUUCUUAUUUGCUGACAAGGGAGCUUUAUGUAUAAGUGAUGAUGAAUUUAAAAAGGAGACAGACAUUUUCGUCAGCCAACCUGAAUCUGGAUGUCUUAAGCCAGAUCCACCAGAACAUGGAUUCAUCAGGAAUGAAAAGAAUUAUUAUGCAGUGGGAGAAGAUGCUGAAGUUGUGUGCUUAAGUGGAUACAGUCUGGUGGGAUAUCCAUUCUUACGAUGUUUGCCUGAUCAAACAUGGGCACAGCAGGCGGUCACAUGCCAGUUGUCUGCCUGUUCCAGACCUGCAGCAUCUCAGGAUGUCUCCAUUUCCCCAUUUAAAAUUGAAUACACAAUUGGGGAAACUAUCCAGCUAAAGUGUCCUGCAACCUUUACCCUAGCUGGCCAUACACAGUACACUUGUGGGAAAGGCCCCUCCUGGAAGCCCCCCAUUUUGGCACCACUUACGUGUGUGAGAGGUGAUUUUCAAGCUCAAGGCAGCUGCAGCCCAGGCCAAAAACAGGCUGGAUCCCAUUGUGUGUGCAUGUCCCCAGAAGAGGAUUGUGGCCAUUCUUCUGAAGAUGUUUGUGUACUGGAUGGAGCUUCAGAACAAGCUCUGACCAAGCCCAGCUGCCAAUUCUUGGCAGAAAAGUGCACAGAUGAACAUUCAUUCCAUUUUCUGCACGCUGGCCCCUGCCGCAGUGACAGUGACUUGAGCUGGCCUAUGGAAAGGAUCAGAAUCUCUUCGGGCAGCAUCAAGAGGGAACCCUGCGGCUAUGAUGUGUGCUAUGACUGGGAGAAAUGCUCAGAGUCACGAGGCGAAUGCUUCUGCCUAUUGCCUAACCAGUGUCCACGUGGGGAUGAAGGGAACCUUUUCUGUACCCAGAUUCGGUCCAGAAAUAUGACAGCCAACCUCUGCCUCCUGGGGGCAAUGAAGUGCUCCAAAAGGAACAUUGAAGUAUUACAUGAAGGAAGCUGUAUGGAGUGAGAGCCACUGAGUGAAGUAUCUGCAGCUUUCAUGGCUACGUUUGGCUGGGUUCUGGUUUUUAGGACUGAGCAUCCACCUUUCUAUCUGCAUCCGUAUUUCUGAUUCCAGCAAAAUGGAAGCUCACAUGCAGGUGAGGGCCAUCUAUGCUAGAAACACCUUUUCAUCAGCUAACUGCCCCUGCACCUGUGUGGACUGCUUUUCCCCAGAAGACAACCAACACCCAUUCUUAGCAAACUGGGGUUGAAUUACAAUGUCUCUGGGCAUUUAUAUGAUGUUCUUCCUCUCACACGAACCAACUGUAUUUAAAAUCAAAACAAAAAUCUCAAAGGGCAAUGUCUAGGAGAAGAAUAUUAAAAACAGUGAAUGUACAGGUAUAACAAAAAUACCAAACAGCAGAAAUAUGAUGAAAUUCAGACCAACUGGCAAUGCCAGCACAAACCAUUUUGACGCCCAAAUCAGACCCCAAAUGCUCAUUUCUGUCCUCUUACCAAUGGUAGUCCUUUACAAAACCGUGCUGUGCCAUGUGGAUCCCAGUCCAAAAGUUUGGAAACACUCACUUUGGACUACAGUUCCCAGAAUCCUUAGUUGGUGUGGCUAGCUAGGUGGGUGGUUAUGGAACUUGUAGCUCUCUCUACCUCUCUGCUAGUUGCAAUCCCAGGAUGACCCCAGAAGAAAGAAAUGGUAAACCUU
Messenger RNA from Pogona vitticeps (central bearded dragon), 3733 nucleotides. The record is from RefSeq and is a predicted model, not a curated record. Lineage: Eukaryota; Metazoa; Chordata; Lepidosauria; Squamata; Agamidae.